GUCACGGCAUCAUUCGAUAUUUCUUCCUUCCUCUGUGCAUAUCCACUUCUCUACAACUCACCAUGGCCGCACUCAGAGCAUACCUUGAGAGGUCAGCCAGCCUCAUCGGGCGGAAUGCGCAAAAAGUCGCACGGAUGGAGCUCCAUCCAGAGACAGGUCCGCAGACAAUCUUCUCCUUCACCUCCUCCCACCAGCCGGUGGACCAGCCCCACCACUUUAGCACCGGCUCAGACGCCGAGCUAGGCGGGCUCACCACCGCCGAUCUCAAGCUCAUCCCCGCCCAGCCCCUCGCAGAGCCCACCGCCUCGCCGCAGCCCAGCUACUCCCACAUGGCUUUCUAUGGCUACAUGUCUACCGCAGUCCCGCCUGCCCAUGCCGGCAAGAUCAGAACGGGCUUCGCCGGAUUCAGGAACACGUCCAGGUCCACCCUGUUUGGCCAGGACACCUGGGACCUCGACAUGGCCACCCAUCUGAGGAUCGUCGUCGCGUACAGGGGCUGGGAAGGCUGGAGGAACAGAUGGGUCGUCAAUAUCGGUGUGGAUGAUCGUCCCAGGACGGACAUCUUCCAACACCGUCUCGAACUGGCCCCUUCGCCCCUUUCCACAUCCUCCACCCAGCCUCUCGACCCUUUGACCCCUCCCCUCCCCCAUUUCACAACACUUCAUCUUCCUCUUUCGUCAUUCGUCCUCAUCAAAAAGGGCCAUGUGUCCCCCUCUCCUGUCACCAUGAGCCGCUCCCAGAUCCGAACUGUCGGUUUCGCCCUCCUCGGCCGAGACAGAGACGAUGUCGCUUCCCCCUUUCCUACUGCUACAGGCAAGAAGGGUAUCGCCGAUGUGACCAUCGGUGGAUGGGGCAGAGGUAGUGUGGACGAAGCGGAGGGCGAUUCCGAGUUGAAGGCAAUGUUGGAGGAAGACCGACUUCUGGGGCCGGAUGCCAAUGCCGGCUCCAGUAUGUCUGGAAAGACUCAGCCCGGCGGAGGAUACCACCGCAAGAGCGUUGCCCAACCCGGCCAUGUGGCUGCUGCGGCUCCAUCCCCGACGCCCUUGGCCGGGGCUGGCGAGGAGGCAGCUGUUGGAGAGGUCAAGGAGGGAUAUUACGAGCUUUGUGUCAAGAGCGUCGAAGCUGUCAAAUGGGAUCCCGAGUUGGACGAGGUGGAGAGCACAGCGUAAGAAGACCAUACAGAAACAAAAUCAUCAAUCAGAAACACUCAAACAAUGCAUACCCCCAACUGACCCUCUCUAUUCCUGUCCAUUUCCCUUUUCAUUUUCCCCUCGUCAGACUUGUACUCCCCACCCCUCGAGGUCUGUUACUCUGUCGUCCCGAGGAGUAUCCAGAGAACAUUGUCAUUACUGAUAUGCAUCUUUGACAUGAU
Molecule: messenger RNA, 1372 nt
Organism: Cryptococcus deneoformans JEC21
Lineage: Eukaryota; Fungi; Basidiomycota; Tremellomycetes; Tremellales; Cryptococcaceae
Exons: 3
Coding region: 63-1169 (368 amino acids)
Biological process (GO): mitochondrial electron transport, NADH to ubiquinone; mitochondrial respiratory chain complex I assembly
Cellular component (GO): mitochondrion
Source: RefSeq, a predicted model, not a curated record